UUCGAUAGACAAAACACCAGAAUAAUGAGCAACACUGGCGGAAGUACAGGAUUUUCAUUUGGAUUCACGCCGUCGUCCGGAUCGAUUACAUUCGGAACAACGGGAGGAGGCGAUGCAGGGACUCCCAAGACACAGACUUCUUCCCUUUUCUCCUCUGUUAAUCCCUCUCCGGCACCUAGCACUGUAGCAAGCCUCACGACACCUGCAUCUUCGGGGCUUGGAACACUGGGAGGUACAGCAACUUCCACUCCUUUCACAGGAUUCACCCCAGUCAGCACAUCUGCAGCCACAGCACCAGCUCCAGCUGCCACAGGGGGUUUUCAGCUACCCUCAGCGGCUAGUUCAGCAGCCCCAGCGGUAACUUCCGGAGGGACUUCUCUGACAUUUUCGCUUCCGGCCACUUCGGGGGGUUUUAGUGGCUUCCGAGUGCCCACAACUGCCACUGCAGCACCCACGCUGUCCACCCCGGCCACACAGGCAGCUCCUCCUGUGAAUCUAAACACAGCUACAGUGACCACAGCAUCAUCCCAGCAGAGCUCCGUCGGUCAGCUAAAUCUCUGCCAACUGGAGGAGCACAUCAACAAAUGGACACUGGAGCUGGAGGGGCAAGAGAAAGUGUUCACGAAUAAAGCCACCGAAAUCAACGCCUGGGACAAGAUUCUCACAGAAAAUGCCAAAAAGAUUGUUAAUCUGCAUGAAUCCGUGGAGAAUGUAACAGCUGAGCAGAAAGUCCUGGAGCACGAGCUGGAAAUCAUCGCUGCACAGCAUUCAGAGUUAGAGGAGUGCAUCAAGCCGCUCGAGAGUGAACUGGCCAAGAUGGUUCAGGUGGAUGGAGAACGAGCACAGACUUACAUGUUGGCUGAGAAUCUCGAUACCCAGCUCAAGCAGAUGUCUGAGGAUCUCAAGGAAGUGAUUGAGCAUCUCAAUGAGGCCAACAAGGAGAGAGAUCCCAAUGAUCCCAUCGUUCAGAUUGGCAAAAUUCUCAAUGCUCACAUGAGCUCCCUCCAGUGGAUUGAAUCCUCCACUUCGGCCAUUGCCAACAACCUGGAAGAGAUCCCUAAGCUCCUGGAGGCCAUCAAGAGGGACAAUGAUAGAUCCGCUUGGAUUAAAUAAGCGCAUUUCCCUGAGAAAUUCAAUAAAUUCUAAUUUUUCAUGCA
This is a messenger RNA of Phlebotomus papatasi, 1157 nucleotides long. It is a transcript of the gene Nup62, whose product is annotated as nuclear pore glycoprotein p62. Gene Ontology annotation, molecular function: phospholipid binding; structural constituent of nuclear pore. The transcript has 2 exons. Gene Ontology annotation, cellular component: nuclear pore; nuclear pore central transport channel. Gene Ontology annotation, biological process: protein import into nucleus; RNA export from nucleus. NCBI's taxonomy places the organism in Eukaryota, Metazoa, Arthropoda, Insecta, Diptera, Psychodidae. Bases 25 to 1113 code for a protein of 362 amino acids. The record is from RefSeq and is a predicted model, not a curated record.